CUUGUGUAUUGUCAUUUAUCAAACGUCCAACCCUCUCCCCUUUGUGUCGUACUUCUGUUAUAAUAAACCCUUUUUUCUUCUUCUUUGUACCCUUUCUCAUAUUCUCUCUUCUCCAUUAGCGACUCCAUUAACGCACUCAAAAACUUCAAUCAUUCAUUAUCAACAACAAACAUGCCUUCUACGAAUCUCCUCCUCGAAGAACCAAUUCGCAUGUCUUCCAUCCUUGAACCGUCUAAAUCUACUUUUUUUAAUGCAAUGACUAAGAUCAUUGGAACUCUCGGUCCUCGUUCUGAAUCUGUUGAUGUUAUUUCCGCUUUGCUUAAAGCUGGAAUGUCAGUGGCUAGAUUUGAUUUUUCAUGGGGAGACGUUGAUACUCAUCGCCAUACACUUGAGAAUUUAAAGGCGGCUGUCAAAGAUAGCAAGAAACUCUGCGCUGUCAUGCUAGACACAGUUGGGCCUGAGUUGCAAGUCGUUAAUAAAACAGGGAAAGAGAUUACUCUCAAGGAAAAUGAGAUGGUUACUCUUACACCUGAUCUAGAACAAGAUGCCACAUCAGAUGUAUUGCCUAUCAAUUUCAGCGGUCUUGCAAAGGCUGUGAAGAAGGGGGACAUGAUAUUCAUGGGUAAAUACCUAUUCACUGGAAGUGAAACUACAUCUGUGUGGCUGGAGGUAUCUGAGGUCAAAGGAGACAAUGUCAUCUGUGUGAUCAACAAUUCCGCAACUUUGGAUGGGACUCUAUUCACUUUGCAUGCCUCUCAAGUUCCUAUUGAUAUGCCCACAUUGUCAGAGAAGGACAAGGAGAUUAUAAGCUCUUGGGGUGUUCAAAACAAAAUCGACUUCCUUUCACUGUCAUAUACUCGUCAUGCAGAAGAUGUUCGCCAAGUACGUGAACUGCUUUCAGGCUUAGGUGAACUUAGUCAAACCCAGAUAUUUGCAAAGAUUGAGAAUGUAGAGGGUUUGACCCAUUUUGAUGAAAUAUUACAAGAAGCUGAUGGCAUCAUUCUUUCCCGUGGAAACUUGGGCAUAGAUCUCCCUCCCGAGAAGGUUUUCUUGUUUCAAAAAGCUGCUUUACACAAAUGCAACAUGGUUGGUAAGCCUGCUGUUGUUACUCGUGUUGUUGAUAGCAUGACCAAUAACCUCAGACCAACCCGUGCUGAGGCUACUGAUGUGGCUAAUGCUGUACUUGACGGAAGUGAUGCAAUUCUUCUUGGAGCUGAGACUUACCGGGGUUUAUAUCCUGUUGAUACUGUUAGAACUGUUGAUAGAAUUUGUUUUGAGGCUGAGAAGGUGUUCAAUCAAGAUUCAUACUUCAAAAAGGCUGUGAAGUAUGUGGGAGAGCCGAUGUCUCAUCUGGAAUCAAUUGGUUCUUCUGCGGUGCGUGCUGCAUUGAAGGUGAAAGCCUCUGUUAUCAUCUGUUUCACGUCCUCAGGGAGAGCUGCAAGGUUGCUUGCUAAAUACAGGCCACCAAUGCCAAUUCUGUCCAUUGUGAUCCCUCGCCUUAAGACUAAUCAAUUAAAAUGGAGUUUUAGUGGUGCCUUUGAGGCGAGACAGUCAUUGAUAGUUCGAGGCCUCUUUCCUAUGCUUGCUGAUCCUAGACAUGCUGCCGAGUCAACAAGCGCAACAAAUGAAUCUGUCUUAAAUGUUGCACUAGAUCAUGGGAAGUCAUUGGGAAUCAUUAAACCACAUGACCGCAUUGUUGUUGUCCAAAAGGUCGGUGAUGCUUCCGUGGUCAAGAUCAUCGAGUUGGAAGAUUAGACUUUAUACUGCCGCACUCUUGAUGCUGGGAGUUAAUUUUUGCAAACGGUCUUCACAAAGCCGAUUUUAAGAAAUUAAUUUGUAGUUGAAACUCGAUAGAAUAUAGCGUUAUAACAUAAAAUUAUCUGGACUAUGUUACUAUAGCUAAGUCAUGGACAUGCCAUGACGCUCAUUUUUUGGUACUUAGGCACGCGUUAUUAUUAACAUGCCUGCGAGCGUGCAGAUUCCGCCAUGGAAUUUUGCAUUCGAGCAGAAUAUUUUGUUGAAAUGGAAUUAUAUGAAGUAUGCUAGAAGCAGAAAGUUUUGGAAAAAUGUUCCAAGUAUUUUGUUGUGCAUUUUUUUUUUCUUGCAGUGCAUCCUUUUUCUUCAGUGAGUACUCAAAUGCUGAUUUGAGUAUUGGAAAUUAGUCU
Amaranthus tricolor (Joseph's coat) is the source of this 2165-nucleotide messenger RNA. RefSeq names its product pyruvate kinase 1, cytosolic-like. Gene Ontology annotation, biological process: glycolytic process. The record is from RefSeq and is a predicted model, not a curated record. Gene Ontology annotation, molecular function: magnesium ion binding; potassium ion binding; pyruvate kinase activity. Bases 172 to 1755 code for a protein of 527 amino acids. Lineage: Eukaryota; Viridiplantae; Streptophyta; Magnoliopsida; Caryophyllales; Amaranthaceae. Gene Ontology annotation, cellular component: cytoplasm. The transcript is spliced from 16 exons.